Molecule: messenger RNA, 784 nt
Organism: Zophobas morio
Lineage: Eukaryota; Metazoa; Arthropoda; Insecta; Coleoptera; Tenebrionidae
Product: calcium load-activated calcium channel
Exons: 3
Coding region: 144-695 (183 amino acids)
Biological process (GO): endoplasmic reticulum calcium ion homeostasis
Cellular component (GO): cytoplasm; endoplasmic reticulum membrane; endoplasmic reticulum
Molecular function (GO): calcium channel activity
Source: RefSeq, a predicted model, not a curated record
AAGUCGUAAAGUCAUGUCACUAUGUCUUCUGUCAAAUGGCUGUCAAUGUGCCAAUUUUCUUUAACGUAGCUUUGUGAAAUUAAAAACCUUCCGCUAAUAUUUCUUCUAAGAUUGUUGUGAGUAGGACAUUGCAAAGUUGAAAUAUGUGGGCAGACACUUUACUUAUUGUUUUUAUAUCAAUAUGUACCGCUUUGUUGGGUGAGGGUUUAACUUGGUUAAUGGUUUAUCGAACUGAAAAAUAUCAGAAAUUAAAAACAGAAGUAGAGCGACAAAGCAAAAGACUUGAAAAACGUAAAGAAGCUCACGGGGAUUCUCUCGAUAAACAACACAAAAAGAAAAUUGAGAGAGAAGAAGAACGUUUGAAAAACAAUAACCGUGAUCUAUCAUUAGUAAAAAUGAAAUCAAUGUUUGCCAUUGGUUUUGCUUUUACUGCUUUACUUAGUAUGUUUAAUAGCAUAUUUGACGGAAGAGUUGUAGCAAGAUUACCAUUUUUGCCAUUAACGUGGAUACAAGGUUUAAGCCAUCGUAAUCUGCCGGGUGAUGAUUAUUAUGAUUGUUCUUUUAUAUUUUUGUAUAUAUUGUGUACAAUGUCAAUUAGACAAAAUAUUCAAAAACUGUUAGGCUUUGCACCUUCUAGAGCAGCAUCAAAGCAAGGAAACAGUAUAUUUGGACCUGCACCUGGACAAUUUAAGUAACUCAUUUUCCAGAUGCUCAGUGAAGAGAUAUUCAACAUUUAGGAAUAAUUUAUUGUUAACGUGUGUAUAAAUAAAUAAUUACAACAAUA